UUUAUUUCAACGUGAAUGGUUUGGUCCUGGUUUGAACUUGAACGUUGACGCAGACGUCAUUUAAACGGCUGAUACAUUCACUGUCAGUCUGACGUUUCACUUCUCGAGUCAUUUAAAAAUCAACACCGGAAAUGUCUGGUCAAAGAGAAGAGCCCUUUGAUGAUUCCCCAGCUGACCUUCCCAGUCUGGAAAAACUCAACUCUCCUACAGGGAGUCCACCCACUGCCUCAUUAUCCAGUCUGAUGGAGCUGGAAAACUGUGUUUCCAACCUGAGCCUUGCGCAUGAGAUAGUGGUGAAUGGAGACUUCUGCAUCAAACCAAAAAGCCCUCCCACUGACAGCCUGGAGGGCAGAGUGACAGACAUCAUUCACCGGGCGUUUUGGGACAGUCUGCAGGAACAGCUGAGCAGCGAUCCCCCAAACUACAGCCAAGCAGUUAUCCUGCUGCAGGAGGUCAAAACUAUGCUUGGGUCGCUGCUGCUGCCUGGUCACGUCAGGUUGAGGUCUCGGCUGGAUGAAGUUCUGGAUAUGGAGUUGAUCCAGCAGCAGGUCCAACAUGGAGCGCUGGACCUCCACAGGCUGGCAGGAUUUGUCAUAAAUAUGAUGGCAUCUUUAUGCGCUCCUGUGCGUGACCCCGAGGUCAGGACACUGCGAGACCUCAAAGAGCCCGUGGAGCUCCUUCGGGGUAUCUUCCACGUCUUGGGACUGAUGAAGAGCGACAUGGUUAACUUCAGUAUCCAGAGCCUGAGGCCUCAUCUACUGCAGCAGGCUGUGCAGUAUGAGAGAGCCAAAUUUCAGCAGAUCCUGGACAAGCAGCCAGCUUCUCUAGACAACACAGCUGCUUGGCUUGUGGCGGCAGCGUCCGAGGAGGCGGCGGCGCUCCCAGCUCAGUGUGACUCUCCCGGUCCUGACAGUCGAGCUCUCCCCAGCGCCACUGCUAUUCUCAACCGCGCCUACAUGCAUCUGCUCCACUGGGACCCGCAUGACCAGAAAUAUCCCGAGAGCAUGCUGAUGGACCGGUCCCGCCUGGACGCUCUGAGCCAGCAGCUCCAGAUGUUGGUCCUGGAGGCCUCCGUGUUGCUCCUGACCGCCACUCACUGUCGGGGCGUCACUUUCUCCCUGCAAGGGUUUGUAGGUAAACUCAAGCAGACGAUCACUGCCCUGCUGGAGGGCAGUCACACCAGGGAAGCUGACCUGAAGAGGGCCCUGUUGGAGCUGGGGGAGGCGGUGCUGCAGCAGGUGAAAGAAGCUCUGAGCACCCAGGGGGGAGGAGAGUUUCCUCAGGAGAGCCAGGAUCUGCUGAGAGGACAAAUAUCUGACCUGUGGAAGAUUAACAACCCCGUCCGCACACUUAUAGGAGAAAGAGUUCAGGGCUUCCUCCUGGCCAUGCUGCCAGGCGGCUCGGCUAAAAGGCGUCCAGAGCUGCAUUUUCCCCUCCGGCUGGUGAGUUCCGAGCUCGCAGAGUUGGGGACGGCCUUUGGGCAAAUUGUCCACUUCAAUCGGAACGUCUUCGGUCCCUUCUACGCACCCAUCCUCAAGAAGCUGCUGCUGCCGUCAGGAGAGAGAGAAACUGGAGAGGACUCGCGCUGAGAUGGGGCAGAACCAAAAAACCCAGUGACAUGAUCAUAAGCUAGCAUUUUGUUACAACUUUGCUUUUUAAUUAUGAGUGUUGGGUGAGCUUGAGAUGAAAAUCUGGAAAUUUUUGUGUUGCUGAACUUCUUUAGUUAUAUUUAGAGUGUACAGAAACUGAAUAUUUUCUCAAAUGUUAAAGAGUGUGAGUGAAAGCAUAAGGCAAUUACUGAAUUCUAACAAAUUUGUGUUCAUAAAACAAGAAUAUGUAGCAGAAAUAAAUGGCAAGAGAUCAAAAUGGAAAGACAAAAAUAUAUGCUAAAAUAUUGUAAAUAUGUUAUUCAAUGCUUUACCUUGUUUGAUGUUGAUGAAUGUUUAUGUAUGAAUUACCAAAGACAUUGCGCACUUUUCUUUUAUUUCUUUUUAUUCUUCUUUUGCACCUUUGAUUAUAAACCAGAUAUAUAUACUGUUAUAAGGGAAUUGUGUAAAUAAACAGGAUUUUAUUGGGAAAUAAAAUGUUUUUUUUCCCCCUUUUUCAUAUAUAUCACAGCCAUUCAAACAGCUCAAAUUACAGAACAGAUAAAUAAAAAUACAUGAAUCUCAAACAAAUACUCUUAGAGAAAAACUAUAUUUAAAAAUAAUGAACUGAGUAAAAUAAGCAUCUUACAGAGGGACUUCAUAAUAAUGUGUGCUGCUUUCAUUUUGGGGUUUCUUUGUAGUAAUAAAAUAAAUAAUAAAAUUUGUUUAUAUUUUG
Molecule: messenger RNA, 2322 nt
Organism: Xiphophorus hellerii (green swordtail)
Lineage: Eukaryota; Metazoa; Chordata; Actinopteri; Cyprinodontiformes; Poeciliidae
Product: T-complex protein 11-like protein 1
Biological process (GO): regulation of sperm capacitation
Cellular component (GO): sperm flagellum; acrosomal vesicle
Source: RefSeq, a predicted model, not a curated record